GAACCCAGCUCUGGGGAAGGGUCUUGAGUGCGGGUGGGAGGGAGCUUGUCAGGGUCCCUGGGAGUGGCAGCUGUCAGGUGAACCUCUGCUCAGGUGGCCUUACUUCAAACUCCCUCCCCUUCCGGCCCCCAAGCUAGUUAUGUCAAUCCUGCUUGGGGCCAGGACCUGCUCCACGUCCUUGAGCACGCGUUAGACCUUUUCCAGCUGCCAUGCCUCAGUUUACUUCGGAAUGAACUGGGGGAGAAGUAUCCCCACCUGGCGGGCAGGGCUCCAACGUGGCGGAGGGCAGCGGUACGAGCCAGCCGUGGGUUCGGGGUGGCCCUGGUCCUGGCCAGAGUUAGGGAUCUCUUCCUUUAGCUGCGUGCACCUACAGCCCGGGCCACAGAGGGGUGACCAGCUUGGCGCUCUGCGCCAGCCGCGGGCGGCCCUACUGACUGAGUAGAAACCGCUGCUGAAACAGGUCUGUGCGCAGGUGGCUGCAAAGCCUGAGCCCGGGCCGCCGAGCCGAGACGCACCAUGGCGCCCACCCUGGCCACAGCCCAUCGGCGCCGCUGGUGGAUGGCCUGUACAGCCGUGUUGGAAAACCUUCUCUUCUCGGCAGUCCUCCUGGGCUGGGGCUCGCUGCUCAUCAUGCUCAAGUCGGAGGGCUUUUACUCCUACCUGUGUACGGAGCCAGAGAAUGUCACCAAUGGUACAGUUGGGGGCACUGCAGAGCCAGAGCAUGAGGAGGUGAGCUGGAUGAAUGGUUGGCUCAGCUGCAAGGCCCAGGAUGAGAUUCUAAAUUUGGCGUUCACCGUGGGCUCCUUCCUGCUUAGUGCCAUCACCUUACCUCUGGGUAUCAUCAUGGACAAGUAUGGUCCUAGGAAGCUCAGGCUACUGGGCAGUGCCUGCUUUGCUGUCUCUUGUUUGCUGAUUGCAUAUGGAGCAAGUAACCCAAACUCUCUCUCCGUGCUCAUCUUCAUCGCCCUGGCUCUGAAUGGCUUUGGGGGGAUGUGCAUGACCUUCACUUCAUUAACACUGCCCAACAUGUUCGGUGACCUUCGGUCCACAUUUAUUGCCUUGAUGAUUGGAUCCUAUGCCUCCUCAGCAGUCACCUUCCCAGGAAUCAAGCUCAUCUACGAUGCUGGUGCCUCCUUUGUUGUCAUCCUCGUAGUCUGGGCUGGCUGUUCUGGACUCGUUUUCCUCAACUGUUUCUUCAACUGGCCGCUAGAGCCCUUCCCAGGGCCAGAGGACAUGGACUACUCGGUGAAGAUCAAAUUCAGCUGGCUGGGCUUUGACCACAAGAUCACAGGGAAGCAGUUCUACAAGCAGGUGACCACAGUGGGGCGCCGCCUGAGCGUGGGGAGCUCCAUGAGGACUGCCAAAGAGCAAACUGCACUGCAGGAGGGCCACAAGCUGUGCCUGUCCACUGUUGACCUGGAGGUGAAGUGCCAGCCUGAUGUUGCAGCAGCCCCCUCGUUUAUGCACAGUGUGUUCAGCCCCAUCCUGCUGCUUAGCCUGGUCACCAUGUGUGUUACACAGCUGCGGCUGAUCUUCUACAUGGGGGCUAUGAACAGCAUCCUCGAGUUCCUUGUUAGUGGUGACCAGAAGACAGUUGCCCUCUACACCUCCAUCUUUGGCGCACUCCAGCUGCUCUGCCUGCUGACAGCUCCUGUCAUCGGCUACAUCAUGGACUGGAGGCUGAAGGAGUGCGAAGAUGCCACUGAUGAGCCUGAGGAGAAAGACACCACCCAAGGCGAGAAGAAGCAGAAACGAGACCGGCAGAUCCAGAAAGUCACUAAUGCCAUGCGAGCCUUUGCCUUUACAAACUUGCUGCUUGUGGGCUUUGGGGUGACCUGUCUCAUUCCCAGUCUGCCACUACAGAUCUUUUCCUUUGUCCUGCACACGAUUGUUCGAGGAUUCAUCCACUCUGCUGUAGGAGGCCUGUAUGCUGCUGUGUACCCUUCCACACAGUUUGGCAGCCUCACAGGACUGCAAUCUCUGGUCAGUGCACUUUUUGCUCUUCUGCAGCAGCCACUGUUUCUGGCCAUGAUGGGUCCCCUCCAAGGAGACCCUCUGUGGGUGAAUGUCGGUCUGCUUGUUGUGAGCAUGCUGGGCUUUUGCCUGCCACUCUACCUGAUCUGCUACCGGCGUCAGCUGGAGAGGCAGCUGCAGCAGAAGAGGGAAGACGACAAGCUGUUCCUUAAGAUCAAUGGCUCAUCCAACCAGGAGGCUUUCGUGUAGUGCCCACCACCUCAGCGCUGUGGCCUCCUAUCCAUGCUUGAGUGACUGACCGCUGUCAUCCUCCCUGUCCCAGAGGAUCCCAUGUACUCCCUGGAUCCUGUCCUUCACCACACUGGAGCCCAGGCUCCCUCACAAAGCCCUGGUCCUGUUGUGGAGCUCUGGUGCAGAAGGUCAGGAAAAUGCCCAGGAGGACUGAUUCUCUCUCUGCUAGAAGUAGGGCUGCCCUGGCCUUGCUUUCACCCCAAGGAACUAUGGGGCCUUGGGUCUCCGUGGGGCCUGUACAUGGAGCCAAGGGCACUCUUAAAGAGCAGGUUCUCUCCCUCAAGGGUCUGGAUUCUGCCUCUUCCCAAAGCAGAGGGGCCUGCUGUCAUCCACCCACAUCCUGCCUCUCUGCUGCAUGCCCACCAAUUACGCCUGCCUGAGGACAAAGGCUUGCACUGUCUGCACUCCCCUUGCCUGGCCCCUUACCUCCCCUGGCCAGUCUGAGGCUGCCUGAGGAAGGAAGGACCCGUUUUCCUGUUGUUGGUGCUAACCCCUUUGUAAUUCCAGCUUCCCUGUGGCCUGUC
Molecule: messenger RNA, 2789 nt
Organism: Nannospalax galili (Upper Galilee mountains blind mole rat)
Lineage: Eukaryota; Metazoa; Chordata; Mammalia; Rodentia; Spalacidae
Gene: Slc43a2
Product: solute carrier family 43 member 2
Exons: 13
Coding region: 517-2223 (568 amino acids)
Biological process (GO): neutral amino acid transport; transmembrane transport
Molecular function (GO): L-amino acid transmembrane transporter activity; neutral L-amino acid transmembrane transporter activity
Source: RefSeq, a predicted model, not a curated record